AAGUCUUCGUUUCAUUUUUCAUUUUUCAUUUCUCAACCAAAAAAAAAAGCAAUCAGUCAAAUGGAAAGGGGAAGAUCAGAGAUGGAGAUGAUAAACAACAUGGCAAAUUGCUUGAUUCUUCUAUCAAAGGCUCAUCAAAACGACACCAAAAGCCGUGUUUUCGCGUGCAAGACAUGCAACAAGGAGUUCCCGUCGUUCCAAGCCUUGGGAGGCCACCGAGCCAGCCACAGGCGAUCGGCAGCGCUUGAAGGCCACGCGCCUCCUUCUCCUAAGAGAGUCAAACCGGUGAAACAUGAGUGUCCCAUAUGCGGUGCUGAGUUCGCGGUAGGGCAAGCCUUGGGUGGUCACAUGAGGAAGCAUAGAGGUGGAUCAGGAGGAGGAGUUGGCCGGAGUUUAGCACCGGCUACAACGCCGGUGACGAUGAAGAAAUCUGGCGGUGGUAAUGGAAAGAGGGUUUUGUGUUUGGACUUGAACUUGACGCCUUUAGAGAACGAAGAUUUGAAGUUGGAACUUGGGAGGUUGAUUUUCUGAUUUUUUUUUUUUUUUGGGGGGUAUACUUGUGUAGGGUAAGUUUAUUUUAUCUGAUAUUUUUUUAAUUUUUUAGGCUUUCAGUAAUUUUUGUAUAAGAACUUUACGGUAUAUACCGUUUUAUGUAUAGAUACAGAUAUACAUCUUAUAUUGUUCGAGUUAUUAUAUAUAUAAGUCUGUUUCAGUAAUAAUCAUUUUGUUGAAUU
Arabidopsis arenosa is the source of this 734-nucleotide messenger RNA. Lineage: Eukaryota; Viridiplantae; Streptophyta; Magnoliopsida; Brassicales; Brassicaceae. The record is from the annotation of a GenBank genome assembly.